CGUGAGGCCGCCGGGGAGAGGGGUCAGCCCAGCGUCCCACGGCCUGGACGCGCGGGGCGUGAGGGCGCUGCAGCAGCUGCAGAGCUAGAACCGCGCGAGGAGAGCUCAGCGGACGCGCGGACAGACAGACGCACCCGGAGACAGACGCUGCGCCCCGUGCCCGCCCCUGGCCGGGAACAUCCGCGGUGCCCGGCCCCAGACCGCCACCGGCUCCGCCAUGCGCUCCGCCGCCGUCCUGGCGCUCCUGCUCUGCGCGGGGCAAGCCGUCGCCCUCCCGGUGGCCAGCCUGAUGAGUAAAGGGGAUACUGAGGUGAUGGAGUGCAUCGUGGAGGUCAUCACGGACACGCUGUCCCAGCCCAGCCCCAUGCCCAUCAGUCACCAGUGCUUUGAGACCCUCCGAGGAGAUGAGCGGAUCCUCUCCAUCCUGCGGCACCAGAACUUACUGAAGGAGCUCCAAGACCUCGCCCUGCAAGGUGCCAAGGAGCGGGCCCACCCACAGAAGCAGCACGUGGGGUUCCAGAAUGAACUCUCCGAAGUCCUGGAGAGCCAGGGGGACAAGACUGAGCCGGAGGAGGCCCUGAGAGAGGCACCCUCCAAGGACGAGGUGGAGAAAAGGGGCCCUAAAGAGGCGGAGAACCACGGUGCUCCACCCCCAGCACCCAGGCAGGAGUCUGAGAUGGAGAACCAGCAGGCCCCUGAGGAGGAGGAGGAGGAAGAGGAGGAGGCCGCGAACACCCACCCCCCAGUCAACCCCCCUGGGCAGAAUCCCCCAGGAUCUCAGGCCGAUGGGACACCUGAGAGCCCCUCACAGGACAGAGCGAAGAUCCAGGAUGCAGGGCACCAGGCAAAGGUCGAGGAGGAGGAAGAGGUGGCGGAGGCUGGAGAGAAGGCUGACUCUCAGGAGGAAGGCCCCACCUCGGCGCUGAACCCCGACUCAAGCCCCAGCUCCAAGGAGACUCCGAGGGGCAUGACUCCAGAUGGGGCCAUGGAGAGAGCCGGGAAGCCUGAGGCUGAGCAGGCUCAGCCCUCUCAGGGGAAGGGGCAGCAGGAAGACUCCCCUGAGGAAGAACAGAUAGCAGGGACCCCCGAAGGCCUCCCCCGGGCUGGGAAGAGCGGGGAGCAGGAGGGGCUGCGCUCCAGCGAGUGGGAAGAGGCCGAGCAGGAAGAGGCCAAGCGGUGGAGCAAGAUGGACCAGCUGGCCAAGGAGCUGACAGCCGAGAAGCGGCUGGUGGGGGAGGACUCAGCGGACUCGGACCCAGACCGCUCCAUGAAGCAGCUCUCCUUCCGGACCCGGACCUACGGCUUCAGGGGCCCUGGGCCCCAGCUGCGCCGAGGCUGGAGACCGGCAUCCGAGGAAGACAGUGUGGAGGCAGGCCUGCCCCUCCCGGGCCGAGGCUACCCAGAGGAGAAGAAGGAGGAGGAGGGCAGUGCCAACCGCAGACCCGAGGACCAGGAGCUGGAGAGCCUGUCGGCCAUUGAGGCAGAGCUGGACAAGGUGGCCCACCAGUUGCAGGCACUGCGGCGGGGCUGAGGUGGCUGCUGUGCGGUCCUGACUGCGGGCCCCUCGCAGGUCCUGGCCAGACAGCUCCGGCACCGGACCCUGCCCCUCUGCAGAGUGACCCUCCCACGACUUUGAGCACCUCAACUCUCUGGGCACAGGCAGCUUUCUGCAAGUGCCUCUCCUCCCCGCUCCCACCCAGGUCCACUGAACACUGCAAAGACGGUGGCUUCCUGAGAGCCAGCUAACACUGUCUACACAAAACCCGUCUGCGGAAAAUAAAUCUGCUCGGGGCUC
This is a messenger RNA of Echinops telfairi (small Madagascar hedgehog), 1795 nucleotides long. RefSeq names its product chromogranin A (gene CHGA). Gene Ontology annotation, biological process: defense response to bacterium; negative regulation of insulin secretion; negative regulation of catecholamine secretion. NCBI's taxonomy places the organism in Eukaryota, Metazoa, Chordata, Mammalia, Afrosoricida, Tenrecidae. Gene Ontology annotation, cellular component: chromaffin granule. The transcript is spliced from 9 exons. Bases 218 to 1531 code for a protein of 437 amino acids. The record is from RefSeq and is a predicted model, not a curated record.